AAGAAAAGAAAAGAAAACCUAAAAGCGUCAUUUCCUCACACCCUUCUCCCAUUGUCUACCAUCAACCUUCUCGGGCUGUUCUUCUCCAACGGGGGCGACGAGUGUCCGACGGCGACGGUGUAUAGACGACAACGUGGUCAUCCUUUUCUUUAGCAGCCUCUGAACACCCGCGAAUGUGAGCUUUUGUGAAUCAUUUUUACACAACCUCACCAACAAGCAGCCCCAACGACCUGUCGUUGCGUAUCACAUCCACGCAUUCAUGCGCGGUUCUUGAACACAUCGGGUUCCUCUCCUUUUAGACUAGUUUCGGCAUUGACCCACACUUCCAUUGGCCUUAAAUCAGUUUACUCACAACUUAUAAGGUUCAAAUCUGCAAGUUUGGAUGCUUUCAAACACCAAACAGCAAGGCCAGCAUGGUUUGGAAUCCUUUCAGUAAGAUUCGAUAAGGAUCAGGUGAUAGUUCGGAAGGAAGUGAAGUUGGUCAUUUUGGUGCAGGACAUCAAAGGAUAUCUCUUAAGAUUUGAUAGCUUGACUUAGAAAUUGUUUGUAAUAAGUUUCUUCUGCUGAAUUGUCACAUUCAGGCCUCUCAACUAUUAUUUAGUGUGAGGGCUUGCUCCAAACCUUUUCCCUCCCAAGGUUAUUCUGGGAAAGUAAGGUGUGAAUAUGGAUGAAGACCUGAAAGUUUCUCUUGACAAGCUUCCCAUCAAGCGCUUGGAGGCCAUAGAAGAGAAUGGUCUCGAACGAUUUCCAACAGAUGUUGGUUAUGAAGAGAAACGGUUGUCGCUUAUUCGGAGAAUUGACUUUGCUUGGGCAAUAGAGAAGGACGAUGAAAAAAAGAAGCAGAAGAAGAGCUCCAAGGAGAGUUCAACACCGUGGCAAUGGCAGAACAUGAUAGAAAACUUGCAGUUGGCUCAUCAAGAGCUCUCUGUUAUCAUAGACCUUAUCAACACCGUGGAAGCUAAUGAUGCAGUAACUGUGGCUGGAAUGACAAGGCCAAAACCAUUACCUAAUGAAGUUCUAGCAGAUCUUGGAGUUUCUGUAGCAACGAAACUACAAUGCUUUCGACAUCUUGGUAAAUAUUUCAAGCAGUCAGCUAAAGGUUUGGAACGACAGGUUGCAAGGGAAGCAAGAUUUUAUGGUGCUUUAAUUCGAUUGCAGCAAAACUGGAAGGUUAAAAGGCAGCGAGUGGCUGCUCCAGCUCCUGCAAAUGAAGGCUUUACCAUUGAUUUAUUUGACAAUUCAUCAUGUGAUCCUUCAUCUGUGUUUCGACCAUCUUCAUCUACUAUUCGUGUUGAUCAUGAUUCGUCUGGAAUGCUGGCAAUUAAUUUGCCUCCAAAUUCAUGCCACUCCCUUCGUUUUGGAUUUCUCAGUGGAUGUAAUGUGGAAAAUCCUUUGGAACAUGAUAAAAAUGACACUACAAAUCCUUCCAAUCAGACUUCGGUAAAAAGGGAAAAGGAAUUUACAAAUGACGAUGAGUACAUUAAGGAAACAAACUCACUUCUCCGUCAAGUUCACCAUGCCAUUUUCUGCGAGCAGGUGUUUGAUUUGGUGAAUCAUGAAGCAUUCAAUCCAUCCGUAGGUAUCAACGUGACUGGCAUACGAGAAAAUUACUUGCAAUUAAGUAUAGAUCAGGGUACCUCGGUCUUUAUCUCUCUAGUGCCAUCUGGUCAAAGUUGCCAAACAGUUGAAGGUGCCAAUUCCGAGAUCCUGGAUAAUGCAAAUUUGCCUUUUGAUUCGCUUGAUGGGAUUGAAUUACCAGAUAGAAGUGAUCCACUUGAAAAGAAAUUGCGGAAUCCAAAUCAUAUAACUUUUGAGAUAUAUCUGCAACAAAUUUUCCAUGAGCUAGUAUUUGUAAAAUCAAAUGAUAGACCCAUUUCAUCAUUAAGCAGGCAAUCGGGUCAAGUUUCUAAUGAUGGGUCUGGACUUCUUGGUCAUUUCUGUUUGUCUCUGGCUCACAGAAUGUUCGCAAACAAUGUUCUCAUGGAGCUUGAAAAUGUGGUCUGGAAAGUCCCAUUUCUUCAAUUGAUAUCUCAUCCCACUUGGAAUUCUCGAAAAUCAUCUUGGACGUUUUUCAUGGAAGUUCCUCGGUCCAUACUUCAUCCUAAUAGCAUCCAGGCUCGUACAUCAGACAGUUAUCAAAUGAAUAAUGUAACCAAAACACAGUUUUUGACUAAAGUUGUUGUAAAUGAUGAUUGCAUUACUAUCGAAGGAGAAGGUGCACCAAAUGUUGUUGGCUUGUUCAACGGAAAUUCCAAGGAUAUCUAUUUGACGAACAGAUACAGCUGUGACUUGGCCGAUCUUCCUGUUAUAAUUCUGUUGCAGGUUGCGAGCCAGAUUAUUCUUUGGCUUCAUGAGGAGGCUCUAACCUGGGGAAUAAAGGCCAACCGCGACUUCCUAAGUCUGUCAUUUGAGCUUGAACAAGGUGAAACACUCCGGCUGGUAGCCCAUGUGGACCCAGAAGAUCCUCAAGGAUGUCUUUCAUGGUGGUUGGUAAUGGACGAUGGGUUGAUGGAGGACAGGAAACUUAACUUUGAGACUUCAGAUGUUGUGCCUGAAUACAGGAAGUUUUUGGGGAAUUUAUCUCUAGAAGUUUUGCAUUCAACAUUAAUGGAUUUGGUUAGUUUGUGCAGUGGGGUUGGUGGUAGCCUAUAACCAUGAUUUUCUUGUCUGGAAUUACAAUUAGAAAUUGCAUCGUUGUCUAGUAAUUGUAAUUCUGCCUCUAGAUUUUUGAAUCUAAUGGUAUCUUCAGUUUUUUGUCCUCAUUGCUUACUCAACAUCAUGUAUUACUUAUAGACCAUGCAAAAAUAGUGAAUCUAAAGCAACGGAUGGCUGGAAGCUGACUUCAAGAGGAAGAAACUGUUUAGUGA
Molecule: messenger RNA, 2867 nt
Organism: Cucumis melo (muskmelon)
Lineage: Eukaryota; Viridiplantae; Streptophyta; Magnoliopsida; Cucurbitales; Cucurbitaceae
Product: mediator of RNA polymerase II transcription subunit 17
Exons: 11
Coding region: 664-2652 (662 amino acids)
Biological process (GO): regulation of transcription by RNA polymerase II
Cellular component (GO): core mediator complex; mediator complex
Molecular function (GO): transcription coregulator activity
Source: RefSeq, a predicted model, not a curated record